UUGUUUAUUGUUUUGGUAUAAAAAGUUGCUGUUUAGUCCAUCUCUUUCGCACUGUCUACGAACAGCUUCGAGUUUCGAGCUGUCUCGUUUGUCGCUUCUGUAAAUUGAUAUUCUGGUACUUUUCUUUUAUUGAACUUUGACAGAUAGUCAGUUUGAAUUCAACAUGGGCAGAGGAAGAGAAAAGAGCGUCUCUCCAUCGUCUCGAAGAAGACAACGCUCGAGGUCAAGAGAAAAAGUUCGCGAUAGAUCUCGUUCACGAGAUCGCAGUCGACGUGAUCGAGAUAGAGAACGUGGAAAGGUGGACAAGGAACGUGAAAGAGACAAAGAAAGGUCUAGGGAUAGAGACAGAGACCGUGAAAAGCCAAGCAAAUCAAGCCGUGAGCAUGAAAGAGACAGAGACCGAAGGAGAAGAUCUGCAAGCAAGGAAAGAAGAACCAAAAAAUCAAAGACAAGAAGCAGAUCAAGAUCCAGAGAGAAGCCUGCCAAAUUAGUCACCAGAAAACCAGUAACGUCAGAAGAAUUCAUUGAUCCAACUGAAGAAGAAGCUGAAAUGAUGAAGUUGAUGGGCUUUGGUACUUUUGAUACAACUAAAGGAAAACAUGUCCAAGGAAAUGAAGAGCCAAUGCACGGAACAGUUCAAGUUGUCCUCAAGCGAAAAUACCGACAGUAUAUGAAUAGGAAAGGAGGUUUUAAUCGACCAUUGGAUCCGAUCGCUUAACUUGAAAAUGAAAUACACUUCUUUGUAAUAAUG
Molecule: messenger RNA, 751 nt
Organism: Daphnia pulicaria
Lineage: Eukaryota; Metazoa; Arthropoda; Branchiopoda; Diplostraca; Daphniidae
Gene: ytr
Product: U4/U6.U5 small nuclear ribonucleoprotein 27 kDa protein-like
Exons: 2
Coding region: 164-718 (184 amino acids)
Biological process (GO): RNA splicing
Cellular component (GO): precatalytic spliceosome
Source: RefSeq, a predicted model, not a curated record